AUGAUUCUCAUACGAGGAUUUUGCACUUGGUGGUUAGCCAUACUUUUCAUUUAUUCUGGCAGCGUACCGGAAGCCGAUGGAUCUCCAGUUAUUGGGGUUGACGUGGUCGGCGUCAAAGUCGACGUCCCUCAAAAACCACCGAGAAAACCAGCGUCGACGACCACUAAACCCCCCACAAUUAAUGUAACUACUACAGCCCCACCGAAACAAGUAUCAACAACUCCCCCCGAUGAAUCUGGUAAGAUUCAAGGUCGCUCAAUGAAUGGAAAACCGAAUAGACCAACACCGGAUGUGUCUUCAACAACCACCACCACCACCACUAAAGCUCCUAAAACUACUACUACCACUACUACUACAACAACCACAACGACUACAGAAAAACCUACUACAGAGGGUGGAGUAAAACUGAGUGACCUUGCUGGACAACAGCAUAAGGGUAAGAUUGAAGGACGAGGUUUUGGAAUACGGCCGAGGCCAGGCGCCGCACCUGAGGGGACGACUGAGCAGCAACCACCCACGACAGAGAACCCUGCUACCACUGAAGCCGCACCCUCGGUAACAGAACCACCCCCACAAGUUCAGAGUACCCCAAGGACAUUACCUUCCACACAACCCCCACCACCACCACACUCAGUUACAAAGGCCCCACCCACCGAAAGGGCUGGUACACCUCCUCCGCCAGUUCCUGACCCAGGGCCACCACCACCAGAAGUAGUCGAAAUAGGUCCGCAAACAACGCCAAAGGACACUGACGAAGGUUCUCCUACUGAAAGCACCCCAACACCCGUAGAAGAACCUGAGCAAUCGGAGAAGCCCCAGUUCCAAACCCAAGUUACGAAAUGGGUCAAGGAAAAUACAACCACUUCUGAAAGCGAGACGACCGACACUCCCAACUCGGCAACACCGACACCCGAUGAACAAAACCAGACUCCAACACCAGUUGUCGACCCUGGUCAGCCUCCAGGCAAGGAAAAACCUGAUAAGCAGCCACCUCAGGAGGUCACAACCCCAAAAGAGACAGGAGCACCUGAAAUAAUUUCUCCACCAGAAUCCGAAAAAACUCCUGCAGCCCAUAAUGAAACCGAACUGCACAAGAAAACCGGCAAAUCUCUCGCUCAUGGACAUGGAACGACGCCCAAGCCAAAAAAGAAGACACACCAAGAUGCACACACACCUACACCCGGUUCAACCACCAAAGUGAUCAACAACAAUCAGCCCGUUAUCAACAUUUACUUACCGCCUAACCCAUACGCCAAACCAGAACCUGGUCAGCCACCCCCCGUCCAUAAACCUAGGAAACAUCACAAUCCGCCACCCCCACCAAAACCAAAGAAAAGAAAGAGCCAGAUCAAACUCAAGGAUGGAACAGUGAUAACUUCAGAAGAAAUUUCAGGUCCGAGUGGUCCACGCGAUAAAGUGAAACGUCCAAAACAGAAAAAAACACAAGAUGACGACGACCGCAAAUCAUCAAAGUCCAGCCACGAUGGUGAUGAUGACGAUUAUGAUGGUGGAUCAUCCAAGAAACAUGGGGGCGUAGGUGGCCUCGCCUACAAGCACGUGGGCAGAAUAAAGGCCCCCGGACGAUUCGAGAUCAACUCGUUCGAGAAAUUUGAAAUGGGGGGUGGGAUGGGGGACAACGACGAUUUUCCUAGACGGAAACAUAGGCCUACCCACAAGAAGAAAAAUUUUGAAGACGAAGAGGAUCAAGACCCCGACGCGGACCACGAACUGGUCGCGAAUCCGUAUGCAAAGUCUAGCAAAAUUUCUAACACAUUGAAAAAAGACUCGGAAAUAAAAAAGAGUUCCGACAACGGAAAGAAAAAGAAGGUUCAGGAAGCUAAGCAAAGUUUGUCAAGAAAAUCUCAAGCGGACGGUGACAAUCCCGUCGUUGUGGAACAGGAGGAGGACGAAGAUAAGUUUUCAAAGUCGUCAAAAUCUAAUUUCAUGGCGGGCAUGGAUGACAUGUCGUUUUAG
Folsomia candida is the source of this 1974-nucleotide messenger RNA. RefSeq names its product mucin-2. Bases 1 to 1974 code for a protein of 657 amino acids. The record is from RefSeq and is a predicted model, not a curated record. NCBI's taxonomy places the organism in Eukaryota, Metazoa, Arthropoda, Collembola, Entomobryomorpha, Isotomidae. The transcript has 4 exons.